This is a messenger RNA of Pelobates fuscus (common spadefoot toad), 2386 nucleotides long. It is a transcript of the gene ADAP2, whose product is annotated as ArfGAP with dual PH domains 2. The record is from RefSeq and is a predicted model, not a curated record. NCBI's taxonomy places the organism in Eukaryota, Metazoa, Chordata, Amphibia, Anura, Pelobatidae. Gene Ontology annotation, cellular component: plasma membrane; cytoplasm; intracellular membrane-bounded organelle. Gene Ontology annotation, molecular function: phosphatidylinositol-3,4,5-trisphosphate binding; phosphatidylinositol bisphosphate binding; GTPase activator activity. Bases 627 to 1745 code for a protein of 372 amino acids. Gene Ontology annotation, biological process: positive regulation of GTPase activity; heart development. The transcript has 11 exons.
CUGAGACAGCACUCACUGGAGAGAACAGACAGUCAGGACUGAGGCAACACUCAUUGCAAGGACUGAGCCAGAACUCACAGCAAAGACUGAACCAGCACUCCCAGCCAGGACUGAGCCAGCACUCCCAGCCAGGACUGAGCUAGCACUCCCAGCCAGGACUGAGCCAGCACUCCCAGCCAGGACUGAGGCAACACUCCCAGCCAGGACUGAGGCAACACUCCCAGCCAGGACUGAGCCAGCACUCCCAGCCAGGACUGAGCCAGCACUCCCAGCCAGGACUGAGCCAGCACUCCCAGCCAGGACUGAGCCAGCACUCCCAGCCAGGACUGAGCUAGCACUCCCAGCCAGGACUGAGGCAGCACUCCCAGCCAGGACUGAGGCAGCACUCCCAGCCAGGACUAAGGCAGCACUUCCAGCCACGACUGAGGCAGCACUCCCAGCCAGGACUGAGGCAGCACUCCCAGCCAGGACUGAGGCAGCACUCCCAGCCAGCAGUGAUACAGAUCCUUCAGAGUAAAAUUGUCCCAGAUUUCCAGGUUUAUUGGAUUUGUAUUCAUGGCUGACUGACCUCUGCCCAUAAGAUAGGAACCUAUUAUCCUUGUGUCAGCAUUCUGUUGCUCUGAAUAAUGGUGGAAGUAAAUAGAAAACUUCUGGAUUUACUGAAAUUGCCAGGGAACUCGGAAUGUGCAGACUGUGGCAACCCAGAAGCAGAGUGGGCUUCUUGCAGUAUUGGAGUUUUUAUCUGCCUGCAGUGCUCGGGAGUCCAUCGAACUCCAACAAUUGGCAAAGUAAAAUCUGUUCGAUUAGACAACUGGGAACAUGACCUUAUAGAGUUUAUGAAAGCUCACGGGAAUCUAAGAGCAAAAGAAAGAUAUGAAGCCUUCGUGCCACCAUUUUAUUACAAGCCGCGAGUAAGGGAUUGCAUGAUUCUAAAAGAAGAAUGGAUCAAGGCAAAGUAUGAACGCAGGGAAUUCGAAUUCAAAAGGGACUACCCAACAGGAGACAAAGAAGGUUACCUGUGGAAGCGAGGACGUGACAACAGACAAUUUUUGAAGAGGUGGUUUGUUUAUUCGGAGAGUGAACGACUUCUAAAGUAUUACACCAAUAACCAAACGGUCCCAAAAGGAACAAUUCCUAUUCGUAGCUUGAAUGCCAUGUUUCAGGGUGACAAAAUUGGCCAUGCCCACGGACUGGAGAUCACAUACGUACAAGACAGACAGACCAGAAACUUGUUUGUGUACCAUGAAGACGGAAAGGAAAUAGUGGCCUGGUUUAAUCUGCUACGGGCAGCUCGUUUCAAUUACCUGAGGGGGGCAUUUCCUGGUACUCCAGAGGCAGAGCUCAUUCCAAAGAUUACUCGAAAUUACUCUAAAGCGGGUUACAUGGAGAAAACUGGACCGACGCACAGAGAACCCUUUAAAAAGCGAUGGUUUAACUUGGAUGCAGAAGAAAGAAAACUACUUUAUUACAAGAAACCUUUGGAUGCUUUUGAACAGGGCGGAGUGUUUAUAGGAAGCAAAGAACAAGGGUAUGCAGUGACAGAAGGUUUACCUAGAGGAAUAAGGAAAAGCAAGUGGGACACUGGUUUUGUUAUUAAGACACCAUGGAGGGAAUUUGUAUUCACCUGUGAAAACACCAACGAUCAAAAAGAAUGGCUGGAAAUACUGAGGGAAAUCAUAUCUCGGCCCAUGACUGAGGAAGAUUGUAAAGAAGAGGCCCUAUUCCAAAGAAGGCAGUCACAGUAAUUGUUCCAUUGAAGGGGGAAAAAAAACACAGAAGGGACUGUGUGUUUGAAGAGAUUGGAAAUGCAUCAUGUUUGACAGCUGUUUACGUUUUAACCAACGGCAAAGCUACAGACAAUACACCACAUGAUCUGUGUACGAGACUGGUGUUUGCCAAAAUGAAGACACGUAAACAACAUGAUGAGUCAUACUGAAAAGACAGCCUCAGUGGGAUCAAUUACACAAUUCACAAAACCUAAAAAUUCACGGACAUACAAGAGCGCCAUGUUUGUUUGAUGAAGGCAAGCAACAAGACACUAAAGUUGGUUUAAUAUUUUUUUUUUUAUAUGAACAUACUGUACAGAAAACACAGAGAUCAGAAGAAACAAAUGUACACAAAUCUCUGUACUGAUUUUUUAUUUUUUAAAGAUGCAUCAACACUAUUUAACUGUGUUUCUGCUUUUUUGUGUCCUAAAAUAAUUCCUAAAAAGAACUUCGGAACAAAAACGACAAGAGCAGUUGGGAGAGCUUUGGAGACGAGUCUCGAAGUCUAUGUGUGAUAUAUUACAAUGUACAUUAAGAAAGGUAAAUUUACAAACGAGGUCGUGUUAAAGUGAAAAGGUAGUGUAUGAUAAGGAAGAAUAAAAUCCGGCACCUUUUGUCAA